UUAAAAGGUAAUUCAGACUUUUUCUAUAACACCGGCAGAUAGUACAUCCAAACUAUUGAUAUCGGCUACACCGUUACUGUCAUGUGAUUCGUGAAAUAAAUAUCGCAAUUUUUUUGACAUCAUUAAUCAAGUGUAUAUUAAUUAAUUUGAAAAGUUACAUAUUUUGGAAUGACAUUUGAACAGUUACUGUUUAAAUAAUGGGUAGAGGAGGAGUGGGUUUCCACUCUAGCAGAGCUGAAUUUUUGACCGAUGAUGCCUUAAAUAAUGACCUUAAGUACAGUAGAAAUGGGGGAUGUUUUGUGACGACAAAAAAGGCGAUAGCCUUUGUGGUUUUUGCAGUUGUCUCGCUGGCCAUAGUUAUAAUGCUUAUGUAUUAUUAUGGGCCCAAUAGGAAACUUGAAGAAUUACAAACGGAAUCAAAUGACAUUGAAAAAUUAAUUAACAAAACGAUACAAGAAAAAUUACCCGAAGAAGAAAUAAGAUUACCGAAAACUAUUUACCCUCUAGACUAUAGAUUAUGGAUUCAUCCUAUUUUAGAUGAACAAACUGAAAACAAUUUUACAUUUACUGGACAAGUGCAAGUUUUGGUAAACUGCACUAGGAAAACCAACAAAAUUAUAUUAAACAUUGACGAUUUAAAUAUAACUGAAUCAGAUAUAGCCGUUUACACGACCAAAAUCGUUACUUAUAAUUCUGAAGAAUAUAAAGUAAUGAAUGAUGAUUUACAUAGAUUAAGAAGGGAUACAGGUGAAUUAGUUGAAAAAAGCGUUGUGGAAAAUGAAGAUAAAAUACCUAAUAGCGAAACGAUGCAUACAACAAGCGAAAAUCCAGAAAUUGAAACUGAAAAUGCUACAAUUGAAAAUAUGACAGAAACCACCACAGAAGAAAUUACUACAACAACUGAAGUUGUAGUGCAGAGGGAAAGGAUUAACUUAACUAUUCAAGAUAUCGUUAAGGACGAGGAAAAUUUUAAACUUACGAUUAUUAUGAUGUACUUAUUAGAGCCUGGACAUACCUAUACAGUGGACAUUAAAUUUUCAGGAGAUAUUUUAAAUAAUCUAAAAGGAUUAUAUAAGACAAGUUAUACGGAUCUUGAAGGAAAUACUAGAUGGUUGGCCACUACUCAUUUUCAAUCUGUAUUCGCUAGAAGAGUGUUUCCUUGUUUUGAUGAACCUUACUUUAAAUCAACAUUUGAAAUAAGCAUAGCACACAGGACAAAUAUGACGGCUUUAUCAAAUAUGCCCCUCAGAACUAUGGAGCCUAAAAACGACACUCAAUUGGGUUGGACUUGGUCUCACUUUAUGAAAUCUCCACCAAUGUCCACUUAUAUCGUAGGAUUUACCAUAAGUGAUUUUGAAAGUAAUGGAAACGUUUCAAAAGAUUUUGGGCCCAUCAUUAAGGUCUGGGCACCUAAAGACGAUUUAGUCAAAACUAAGUACGCCUUGGAAGUUGCAGAAGAAAUUUUACCCUUUUUAGAAAAAUAUUUUGGUAUUAAGUAUCCUUUACCCAAACUAGACUUACUGGCAAUACCUAAUUUCGGUAAAGGGGCGAUGGAGAAUUGGGGCCUGAUAUCAUUUAGAAAAUCAGCACUUCUUUUUGAUCCAGACUCCAGAAGCAUCAAGACAAAAAGUUUUAUAUUUAAUAAAAUAGCCCAUGAGUUGGCCCAUCAAUGGUUUGGAAACUUGGUUACUUUAGAAUGGUGGUCUGAAUUAUGGCUAAAUGAAGGUCUUGCUACAUUUAUAUCUGAGGUUGUUUUGACAAAUUUAAGGCCCAGAUGGCAACUAUACAGUAGUCUUCAACUAAGGGAUACAUAUAAAACUUUAUAUUUCGACAGUUUAAAGUCUACUCAUAGUAUACAAACUAGCAUAAAAAGUACUGCUGAAAUAGAGCAAAUUUUUGAACCUAGGAUAUAUCAAAAAGGAUGUUCCAUAAUGAGAAUGUUGAACCACACAUUAACAAAAGAUGUUUUUACCAAAGGAUUGCAAGAUUUUAUUAGAAAAUAUGCAUAUAGCUCAGCAAGUCAGGACGAUCUUUGGGAAAUAUUCACUAUAACAGCAAGAAAUGAAAGUAUUAUACCUGAAAAUGUAACAGUAAAGGAUUUAAUGGACUCAUGGACCAAACAAAGUGGUUUCCCUCUGGUGACUGUUACAAGAAACUACUCCAGUGAAAUAGCUAAACUUAAUCAAACAAAAAUGGCUGAAGAUAAUAUUCCAUCUGAAUCUUUAUGGUUUAUACCAGUAACUUAUAUAACUAGUGAUGAGGAUAAUGUUACUAAAAGUAUAUGGGUGGAAAAUGUACGGGAAAUAGAUCUAAAUCUCACUAGCUCCGAUAAUAAUUCUUGGGUGCUUUUAAAUAUAGAUGAAACAGGUUUCUAUAGGGUUAAUUACGAUCUAUACAAUUGGAAGUUACUAAAAAAUCAAUUACUAAGAAAUCCACAAAGAAUUCCAGUUUAUAAUAGAGGUCAAUUAAUAGAUGAUGCCUUCCAUUUAUCCAAUAUGGGUUCCUUAAACUAUACUAUAGCUUUUGAGCUCACAAAAUAUUUAAAUAUUAAAGAACAAAACUACAUUCCAUGGUACAGCGCUCUAAGAAGCAUGGAAGAAUUAAGAAUAAUUAUAACAAACUACGAAUACACAGGAUUGUACGAUAACUAUUUACUUAAAUUAACAGGACCAAUGUAUGAAGAAUUAGGACCAAAAGACAGACCAUACGAUACCCAAAAUGAAAAAUUACUUAGAUUGCACUUGGUUCAAUCUGUUUGUAAAUUGGGAUACCCACGUUGCGUAAACUGGGCUAGAGCACAAUAUGACAACUGGAUGAGUCUAAGAAGCCCUGACGAACUAAAUCCUAUACCUGUAGAUUAUCGAUUUAUUACGCAAUGUGUAGCCAUAAAACACGGUGGCAUAACUGAAUGGGACUUUCUUUGGAACAGAACCCUAUCGGCUGCUAUUGAACCUGUUGAUCUUGCUAAAGCCUAUCUUAGUUUAGGUUGCACCAAUGAUCCAUGGCUUAUUAACAGAUAUUUGGAGUAUUGUAUUUCUGGUAAUAUUACAUUGGAAAACGUUCCAUUUGUAUGGCAGUCUAUAAACCACCCCGUAGGAGUCAGAACAGGGUUCCAAUUUCUUAGAUUAAAUUGGGAAAGAAUAUACAACACUUUUGAAGACGUUUUUCCUGUGUUUUCAUCCAUAUUUCAUGAUUUUCUUUCACAGCUAUCUACAGAAAUAGAUUUGGAAGAUCUUACAACAUUCUACAAACUGCAUCAACAAGAUUUAUCAACGGUUUCAACAAUUUUGCAAGGAACUGUGGAUCAAAUUAAAGUAAGAAUUAACUGGAAAACUAAGCAUUUGGAUUCAGUUAUAGAAUGGUUAAAAUAUCAAAAAAUAUAGUAGCUGUAUUUUAUGCAAAAACACUUUUAAUAGAAAAUAUUUAUUCUUAAGUUGUGAUAUAAUGUUAGUCCUGUAUAUUAGUUUAUAUUUAGUUUUAUGAUGUUUUACCUUUAAACCUUUAAAAUUGAGCAGAGGUAUUACAUCAUAGCACUAAUUAUUCCAUAAAAUUAACACCACCAUUAUUAUUUGUGUAUUUUGUAGUAUGUGUUAAAUUAAUACCUUUGCUCGUCUUUAAAAGCCGUUUAAAAAUAAAGUUAAUAGACAUAUAAUAACAAAUAAACACAUGCUGUAAAUAUCUUCAAUAGUCCAUCAUUUUUAUUUAUAAUCUGGCACUAUAAUCUAAGACCUAAUUACUUUAUCGACGUGCACAGGUUUUUAUAUUGUAAAAACUAUUGGUAUAUAAUAUUAUUUAUAAAAUAUAUUUUUGUUAUACAAAAUAUUGUUUAAUUUAAAUAAAUAUUUAUAAUUUUGAUUAUAAUGUAGGAAAAUAAUGUUUG
Brassicogethes aeneus is the source of this 3880-nucleotide messenger RNA. NCBI's taxonomy places the organism in Eukaryota, Metazoa, Arthropoda, Insecta, Coleoptera, Nitidulidae. The record is from the annotation of a GenBank genome assembly.